Pecten maximus is the source of this 3962-nucleotide messenger RNA. Its product is annotated as pre-mRNA-processing factor 6-like. Lineage: Eukaryota; Metazoa; Mollusca; Bivalvia; Pectinida; Pectinidae. Gene Ontology annotation, molecular function: protein binding. The record is from RefSeq and is a predicted model, not a curated record. Gene Ontology annotation, biological process: spliceosomal tri-snRNP complex assembly; mRNA splicing, via spliceosome. Gene Ontology annotation, cellular component: catalytic step 2 spliceosome; U4/U6 x U5 tri-snRNP complex. The coding region runs from base 34 to 2826 and encodes 930 amino acids. The transcript has 25 exons.
UGCAGCUCGCCGGGAGUGUGUUAAACGACAACAAUGUCGGUCCAAUCUUUAGUUAGCCGAAAGAAAAAGAGUUUUAUCGGUCUCCCGGCACCACUAGGAUAUGUUCCUGGUUUGGGAAGAGGAGCAACAGGUUUCACCACCAGAUCUGAUAUUGGUCCUGCCCGAGACAUUGAUGAUAUAUCUGACGAUCGACACGCACCUCCUGUCAAGAAAAGUAAGAAUGAUGAAGAGGAGGAAGAAGAUCUAAAUGAAGCCAAUUUUGAUGAGUUUGCUGGUUACGGAGGAAGUCUGUGUUCUAAAGAUCCUUACGACAAAGAUGACGAAGAAGCAGAUGCAAUAUAUGAAGCUGUCGAUAAGAGAAUGGACGAAAAGAGGAGGGAAAGGAGAGAGAUAAAGUUGAAAGAAGAACUGGAAAAAUAUCGUCAAGAGAGGCCUAAAAUUCAGCAACAGUUCUCAGAUUUAAAGAGAGACCUAGCUGAUGUGACUGUGGAUGACUGGUUGAAUCUGCCUGAAGUAGGAGAUGCUAGGACAAAGAAACAGAGAAACCCUAGAGCUGAAAAGUUUACCCCUGUACCUGACAGUAUGUUAGCUAGGGCGGCUGCCAGCACUGGUACAAAUAACUCCCUCUCCGAACGCGAACAGAAAUUUGGGGGUCACUCAUCAACUUUUGGGGCUAUCACACCUCUCGGUGGGACGACAACCUCUGACAUUGACAUGAAAAAGAUCGGACAGGCAAGAAACACUCUCAUGGAUAUCAAACUGACUCAGGUGUCUGACUCUGUCAGUGGUCAAACUGUGAUGGAUCCCAAGGGCUACCUAACAGACCUCCAGUCCAUGUUACCAAGCCACGGUGGCGACAUCAAUGAUGUAAAGAAAGCCAGACUGUUAUUGAAAUCUGUAAGAGAAACCAAUCCAAAACACCCUCCAGCAUGGAUAGCCUCAGCUAGGUUGGAGGAAGUGACAGGCAAAGUGCAGGCAGCCAGGAACCUCAUCAUGAAGGGUUGUGAGGAGUGUCCAAAGAGUGAAGAUGCUUGGCUGGAGGCAGCCAGACUCAUGCCUGGGGACCAGGGAAAAGCUAUCGUCGCCCAAGCAGUGCGACAUCUACCUUCAUCUGUCAGACUGUGGAUAAAAGCAUCCGACCUCGAGAAUGAAAUGAAACCAAAGAAACGUGUCUUCAGAAAAGCUCUUGAGCACAUCCCAAACUCUGUCAAACUGUGGAAAAUGGCCGUGGAACUUGAGGAUGAAGUCGACGCCCGAAUCAUGUUGAGUCGAGCAGUCGAGUGCUGUCCCACCAGUGUUGAGCUGUGGCUAGCUCUGGCUAGGUUGGAGACGUAUGAAAAUGCUCGUAAAGUUCUGAACAAGGCUAGAGAAAACAUUCCUACUGACCGUCAGAUUUGGAUCACAGCCGCAAAACUGGAGGAGGCCAACGGCAACUUACAAAUGGUGGAGAAAAUCGUCGACAGAGCUCUGAAUUCUCUCCGUGCCAACAUGGUGGAAAUUAACAGAGAACAGUGGAUCAAAGAUGGAGAGGACUGUGAGAAGAGUGGCAGCAUAAUCACAUGUCAGGCCAUCAUUCGGUCCAUUAUCAGCGUGGGUAUUGAAGAAGAAGAUCGCAAACAUACUUGGAUGGAGGAUGCAGAAUCGUGUGCUGUGAAUGGAGCCAAUGAGUGUGCACGGGCCAUUUAUGCCUUUGCUUUAACAGAGUUUCCAAGUAAGAAGAGUAUAUGGCUGCGAGCGGCUUACUUUGAGAAAAGUCACGGGACAAGAGAGUCCCUGGAGUCCCUGUUACAGCGUGCUGUAGCCCAUUGUCCCAAGGCAGAGGUCCUGUGGUUGAUGGGGGCUAAGUCAAAGUGGUUGGCGGGUGAUGUACCGGCAGCCAGGAGUAUUCUUGCCUUGGCAUUCCAGGCCAAUCCGAACAGUGAAGAGAUCUGGCUUGCUGCUGUCAAGCUCGAGUCAGAAAACAAUGAAUUUGAGAGAGCCAGGAGACUUCUUCAGAAAGCGAGAGCUAGUGCUCCAACAGCCCGGGUGAUGAUGAAGUCAGUGAAACUAGAAUGGUGUCUAGGAGAGAUCAGGAACGCCAACACACUUCUGGACGAGGCAGUCAGACACUACCCAGAUUUCGCCAAGUCAUGGAUGAUGAAAGGACAGAUUGCUGAACAACAGGGCAAGCCAGUAGAGGCCAGAGAGGCUUACAGUCAUGGGCUGAAGAAAUGUCCAAAGGCAAUUUCUCUAUGGCUGUUGAUGUCAAGAUUGGAAGAGAAAUCUGGCCAGCUUAUAAAGGCCCGUUCAAUACUGGAAAAGGCCCGACUAAAAAAUCCCCAGCAGGCACAUCUCUGGCUAGAGGCUGUAAGAGUAGAACACAGGGGUGGCUUGAAGAACAUUGCACAGACCUUGAUGGCCAGAGCUAUCCAAGACUGUCCCAAUGCCGGUGUUCUGUGGGCAGAGUCAAUAUUCAUGGAGCCACGCCCCCAGAGGAAGACAAAGUCUGUUGAUGCCCUCAAGCGAUGUGAACAUGAUCCCCAUGUGCUUCUGGCUGCAGCUAAGUUCAUAUUUUGGGCAGAGAGGAAGGUAAACAAGGCAAGGGAAUGGUUUAACCGGACAGUUCGUAUCGACCCUGACCUAGGAGAUGCCUGGGCUUACUUUUACAAGUUUGAACUCCAACAUGGAACUGAGGAAUCCCAGAGUAACAUACUGACUCGCUGCGUAAGUGCUGAUCCUCGUCAUGGUGAAAACUGGUGCCAAGUUUCAAAGGACAUUGAGAACUGGCGUCUUCGUACCGAACAAAUCCUUCCUCUUGUGGCAGAUCUUGUAGCUCUUCCAACAUGACAACAUUCAAGAAUUCAGACAUGAUGGACCAAAAGUGGUUUAGACUAGAGUGAAUCUGGCAAGGGUUAUAACUCUAGUAUCUUGUACCAUACAGUGAUUUUAGUUGAAACGAUAUUAAGUUGUGGUUUAUUCAUGAGUGUUUCAAGAUACUAAAUGCAAACAUUCUGGCAUUUCCAAUAACUUAUCUUAAAACAGGAAACUUUCAUUGUGAAUACACUUUUAUUGUUUUGUGAUUGCUACGGAACCAUGAAUAUAAAUACAACGAAUGUUGUAUGUAUUAUUGUUAUAUUAAAGAGACUUAAGUCCCCUAGACACAUCAUAAUUAACCUACAGUAAUAUUACCCUCUUUUUGAGGACUGGGCCCCUUGACACAUCAUAAUUAACGAACAGUAAUAUUACCCUCUUUUGAGGACAGGGCCCCCUUGACACGUCAUAAUUAACCUACUGUAAUAUUACCCUCUUUUUGAGGACAGGGCCCCUUGACACGUCAUAAUUAACCUACUGUAAUAUUACCCUCUUUUUGAGGACAGGGCCCCUUGACACCUUAUAAUUAACCUACUGUAAUAUUACUCUCUUUUUGAGGACAGGGCCCCUUGACACGUCAUAAUUAACCAACAGUAAUGUUACCCUCUUUUUGAGGACAGGGCCCCUUGACACGUCAUAAUUAACCAACAGUAAUAUUACCCUAUUUCUGCGGACAGGGCCCCUGGACACGUCAUAAUUAACCAACGUCAUAAUUAACCAACAGUAAUGUUUCUGAGGACUAAGCCUCUGUCCUUUGAAUUGUAAAUGAAUUGUACAGAUUUUAAAGAGAGAAAUACUUGGGUGUAAAAAUGGUUACAUUCAAAAUUUGAAUUCUGCUCAGUGCAUAUACAUAUAUAAGUAUAAUGUAAGUUUAAGAAGCAGACAUGUGCAGUAAGCAGGGUCGAUAAGUUUAACUGAAACAUCUUUUGCACAUUCUACUAAUACAUGUACCUUACUGUAUGCUCAUAUAUUGAAACUUGUCAUAACGCAUGAAAGCUCCAGAUUUUAGUGGGAGAUAUAGAAUCAAAUGAUGCAAAGAAAGGAAGUGAAGUUGACAGAAUGUACUGAUACAUGAUGUGUGAAACUCUUGAAAGUAAAUGGAACUUGGAAAA